This is a messenger RNA of Aspergillus terreus NIH2624, 936 nucleotides long. RefSeq lists its product as uncharacterized. The record is from RefSeq and is a predicted model, not a curated record. Bases 1 to 936 code for a protein of 311 amino acids. NCBI's taxonomy places the organism in Eukaryota, Fungi, Ascomycota, Eurotiomycetes, Eurotiales, Aspergillaceae. The transcript is spliced from 2 exons.
AUGUGCACCAAGGCUUCCGCCCAAAUAGUCAUCGGGAGCUACUUUGUGCCCAGAGUGUUGGUUCAGCUGCAGGUCUUCAUGCAGGCGCAAAGAAGAAAAAAAUUUCCAUCAAGCGCGAUCCGCCAAUGGAUCUGGUGGGCCGCAGUGGACGGUCUGCAUACAAUGCGAUCCUGGAAAAUACCAUCAUGGACCUCCUCCGCUUGCAGUUCUUUAAAAGAAAGCCCUCAGCCGCCUGUCGAAUCUUAUUCUUUGUCCCGUGAAACAAUCACAACAAAGAGUGUCCUUGACUAUUAUGCCUUUGUUCUGCACGCCCUCGGAUUCCACUCCAAUCAGGCGCGGCGCACCCAUGACUGCCACCACAUGCCGGUGGUCACUGACUUUGUCUGUUUGAUCCCCCGGCUGGUUUAUAUGCGGGCCGCAGCAAGGUACCGGAUUGCGCCUUUGUUGUUUAUAUUACACAGAUUCCAUGGAAAUACGCACAAGAAAUACAAUCCGCGUACGAAUCUUCCCCGUCAGUCUCGAACCCUCCCGGCAGCGUCGCGCGCAAGAACCCAUCGAUCUCCAGUACAUUCGAUACGCACGCCCGCGAAGCUCACGCACCAUGGCGCCUCCGCAAUCUCCAGUCAUCGAACCACGCCCACGGCGAAGCCUCUCGUCCAUCUCUCUCUCGUCAUCCCCCGUGCGCAGUCGACCACUGAGAUUCGGCUUCCCGUUUCUCAGGAGGGUGUCACGACGGGAGGACGAGACGGGAACAUCCAGACCCAGAGGUCGGGGCCGAUCACCUCGUCCAUUCAUCGUGGAUCCACCGCGGGAUGUCCAAAUCAGAUCGCUACAGAGAAGAAGCAGCUCUCUGCGGAUCCAGUCGAUCUCACCACGGAGGAGUCGGAGCGUGGAGACCAGAGAGCCCGAAGGGGACACAGACACACCUGCAGUUGA